GCAUCCCUGGACGUGCGCAUGCGUUCGGUCAGGGGCACGUGAGUACGAGGCCGGCCGUGGACUGGCCGAAAGGAGCCGCGCGCCCGCGCCCGCGCGGGGGGGGAGAGAGAAAGAGAGUGGAGAGGACCCGGACUCCCGGCAAUGACUGAGUGCGCGAGCCGGCGUAGGGCCGCCGUAACCGGGAGCGUCGGCGCGCUGUGAUCGCGUGGGAGACGGCAGGCUGGAUGUUACCAGCAGCAGCAGCAGGAGGUGAGGAGGCAGGCAGGCAGUGAGUGAGUGCCCGGUCCCGGUCCCGGUCCCUCUCCCCUCCCCUCUCUCCCCCCACCUCCCCCCUCUCCAGGGAGGGGGGCCGGGAGCUGCGGCUGCGCUGGAGCUGGAGCUCGAGCGGAGUGAAGCGGGGCCCCGAGGCCGAGGCCCGGAGAGGGGGGAGGAGGAGGAGGAAGAGGGGAGCCGGAGAGCCAGGCCCCGGCCUCUGUCGCUCAGUGAUGUGGAGUGCGAGCCAUGGAGACUCGCGAGCUGCCGAGAGAAGGCGCCGCCGACUGUGAGGAGCGCCCGGCGCUGAGCGGUACCGGCACCGGCCACAGCCCGAGGCUGCCGGGCCUGCUGUGGGAGCCCAAGUACAGCCUGGUGCAGGAGGUGGGCCGCGGCAGUUACGGCGUGGUGUACGAGGCGGUGGUGAGGAAGAGCGGAGCCCGGGUGGCCAUCAAGAAGAUCCGCUGCGACGCCCCGGAGAACGUGGAGCUGGCCCUGUCCGAGUUCUGGGCUCUGACCAGCCUCAAGCGGCAGCAUGAGAAUGUGAUCCAGUUCGAGGAGUGUGUGCUGCAGCGCAACGGCAUGGCCCAGAAGAUGAGCCACGGCAACAAGCGCUCCGAGUUCUACCUGCGCCUGGUGGAGACCUCACUGAAGGGCGAGCGGAUCCUGGGCGCCGGCGAGCCCUGCUACCUCUGGUUCGUCAUGGAGUUCUGCAACGGCGGCGACCUGAACCAGUACGUGCUGUCCCGGAGGCCCGACUCGGCCGUCAACACCAGCUUCAUGCUGCAGCUGACCAGCGCCAUCGCCUUCCUGCACAAGAACCACAUCGUCCACCGCGACCUGAAACCCGACAACAUCCUCAUCUCCGAGAAGUCGGGAGUCCCCAUUCUCAAAGUGGCCGAUUUCGGCCUCAGCAAAGUUUGCGUGGUGGGCGGAGGAGCAGCCACCAACAAAAACGUGAAUGUGAACAAGUGCUGGUUGUCCUCCGCCUGCGGCUCUGACUUUUACAUGGCUCCAGAGGUCUGGGAAGGACACUACACGGCCAAGGCUGACAUUUUCGCUCUGGGGAUCAUCAUAUGGGCCAUGAUAGAGCGAAUAACUUUCAUUGAUGCUGAGACUAAGAAAGAACUGCUUGGGACCUAUGUUAGACAGGGCAGUGAGAUUGUACCUGUAGGGGAAGCAUUGCUAGAAAACCCAAAGAUGGAACUACACAUCCCACAGAAAAGGAGAACUUUCAUGUCUGAAGGGAUCAGACAGCUUAUUAAAGACAUGUUGGCUGCUAAUCCACAGGAUCGUCCCGACGCAUUUGAGUUAGAAACUAGGAUGGACCAGGUCACUUGUGCUGCGUAAAUUAUCUAUUAUAAAGGGGAUACUCUUGUAAAAGGCUGGACAAGUUAGAACACGAGUUUGCUGUCAAGAAUGGAAAAUUAAAUUGAACAGCUUCCUUAGAAUGAACAGAAAUUGAAGUCUUUUUGCUGCAUUUAGAGCUUCAGCACUAGCUGAUAUCAGGACAAGGAAAGCUAUGCAAUUAAAUUGCUAAGAUUUUAUUUUUUGGGGUGGGAGGGAGUGUUUGCCAUGCAAUAAACUUGUAUUUACACUAUUUGGUUGUAUCUUCACUUUAUCUGAUUAAAUGCUGUGUCCUUGAAGAUUUAAUUGGGUGGAUUGAAUUCUUAAAGCUGAAUGACCCUAUGUUGAUUAACUUUUGUUUUAUUAUAAGCAUUAGCUGUUAUUGGCAAGAAUUUGAGCAGCUGCACUUAUUAUAUACCAGUAUGAUUUGUUUUAAAAUAAUCAACAUGAGUGACCAGAGUGCCUUAUUAUUUUGGCAGAUUAGUUGAUGCUAUACAGAAUGCAAAACUUUAAAUUUCAAAAUGUGUUAAUUUUUUUGAUUAUGUACUGGAGAGCCAGUUUCUUUAAUAUGGCCUGGAUGAAGUCUUCUGGCAAGCUGAAAACUGUGGGUUAGUUCAACUUUAAAACCAGGAGUUUCGUUGAAAUAACUUGUUGAAUAAAGAGUUUGGCCAUUUGGAAACUGAAGCUAAAUACUUGUGGUUAUUCUUCCUUCUUCCCAGCCACACGCUUAGUGACUUUUGAUAAAUAGCUGAAACUUUGGGUCAAGUAGGAUCUGGUAUUUGGGAUUUGUACUUGAAACAAGGCUGAAGACCAUUGUCUUCUCUCUGACAUGAAGUUUGAAUAAACUUGUCCUAGCUGUGCAUGAGUUAUGUGAUCAUAGUAAAGAACAAAAAUUGUGGCAGUCAUUCUAAUAACUCAUUAGGCUAACGAAUAUCGGAAGUGGAAAGCCCAUAUUCUAUAAAAAUGUACUUGAGUUUUUAACUCUACUAAUUGAAAUACUGUAUGGUAUGGAAUCUUGCUCCACGGCAAUAUAUGACAUUCAAAGCCUGUUAAUGUCCCUGUUUGUAGUAAACCUAGCUUUGUACCCAUAUGCCCAGAUAGAUGCUGUGAAUUCAGGUGUCCUACUCUCCACAUUGGAAAUGGAGUCUUAACUUUAGUAUUUUUUACUGAUAUGCAAUAACUGCUCUAGGAGUUCUUGAUGUUGAUACUGAGUACCAAAUUAGAGCAGCAGCAUUCUUCAGUGCAAAAAAAUUUGUUGUUACUGGCAAGUCUCUCGCUAGUAUGCAAGUUCUUGUUAUUUCCCCACUAGCUCAAACAUAUUAUGGAGGCUGGCUCUUCACAUUUUUCUGCAAGGUUCUCCGUACUAAAGUUGCUACUGGAACAAAAGCUAUGACUUGUUCAACUAGGAUGUACAGAUGCCGUAGAAUCCAGCUGUUUGAAAUCUGGUGAGAGAUUAACAAUUUAGCACAUUUCAGAAGAAAUAUGCAUCACACUUGCUGUUUCGUCUCCCUCUGUCAAAUGUUUAGUGUAGUCCGUUUUCUAAACAGCAAAAUUAGGGUAGUCACUACUUUUCAGCUGUUAAUGAAUUGAAUACUCAACAUUUCUAAAAGCUUUCAAAAUUUGAGUAUUUGACUCUUGGUGGAUGAAAUAAAUAGAAGAAAAUUUGGACAUCAAGUUAAAAUGGUAAUAGGUGACAUUCAUUUUUCACAUGUUUCUGCAUAGUUUUGAAAACUUUUCAAACUUGAUUGUCAAUUUAUUUAUCUUAAUUCUGUCCCUUGUCUACAGGUGAUCUUUUCUUUUGAAAGUAAUUAUUUUUAUUUCAUAGUUAAAGUAAUAUAGUUGUUGCUAUAUAGCUUAUACUUGACUGCACAGGAUUUUUCUUAAUCAGAAAUAUCAGUUUAUACAGCAACCUGUUUAGGGUAUAUUGCUGUUUUUAAAAAAAGUACUGCUGAUCGUUAAUUGUGAAGAAACUUUAAUGCCAAAUUACCAGUACAGGAGUUCACCACAUUUCCAUUGAUCAAGCAAAAACAUUGAUCUAAACCAAAUUAUUCACCACAGCGUUUUCACUAUCUAAUGAAAUGGAGAAAUUGCAAGAUCAUCAAGUUAUAAUCAACAUAAAAAUAAAGAUAGUUACCACUGAGCUAGUGAGCUUGGAUUUAACUUUGCACACUUCUGCUCAUUAAUUGUAAGUGUAGAAAUGUUAGAUGAGAAUGCUGUAUUUGCUGAAAACUAUUAGCUUUGGGAUUAUACCAUUUAAUUGACAUUCCACUGAAGGUUUUCUUCUCGUGUGAAAGCUUGUUUAGGCCCUAUGCAUUUGGAGGCGGGGUGGGGGUGGAAUCUAAGUAGUUCUUUGCUUUUUAAGUACUUCAUUUUGUAUUGGAAUAGAGCUGAUCCACUGGCAAAUAGCAAGUCUGUUCACACCUCAAGUGGAUAGGAUUAUUAACCUGUUUAGCUUUCCUGUCGCCUUCCUAUGGAUAUAACUUGAGGGCUGAGAAAGGCUGAUCAGUAGUGCUGUAGUGAUCAAUCUUGUGUACUGAUGGGUAUCUUUUUUUUUCCCUAAGAUUUGGCAAAUGAAGUAGCAGGCCUUAAAAUUUAUUGGCAGGAAAGAAAAUUCCAUUUUCAACAGUGCAAUUUUUUUUUCCCUGCACCCUCACUACCCGAAGACAUGUUAUUUUAUGCUGAGUACUUUCUAAAGUAGCAAUUCAGUAUUGCAGUUUUGGUGAAUGCUUAUUUGAAUCUUAUUUUAAUAAAGACAAAUGAGUGCCAAUAAUUCUACAGUUAUUAAAAAGUCUCAAGCGUGUAGGUGGAGUUUAAGGCAUAUUAUGUUAGAUUAUUAUAUUAAAUAAACUUGAAACUGCAAAGUUUUUUGGGGGAAAAAUAUUGGUUUGCUAAAUCCAAGGAUGUUCCAGUACUUUGAUUUUUAUGGUGAGUUAAUAUUUUAAAAUUAAUAGUUUUAUUAUGACUGCUUGUUUUUCCAGGUUCAAUUCAAACAUUAGAAAAUGUUGGGAAAUAAACCAAAUUUGAAACUUUUAUAAUGAGUUCAGUUAGAAAACCACAGUGCAUUUGUACAAUAAAUGGGCAUUGAGGCUGCCUUUUUGUUUUCUUCCAUAAAUUAAAUUCUUUUAUCAAUUGCUUAGGUUUUUGUCUAAUAUGCCAUAACUACAGGGUCAUGGAUCUUCAGUCAUGGAAAUGUACUUUUCUUUUCGAAAUUUAAAGUUAUUGUCCUUCAUGGAACUUUAGAAAGGUUUGUUUAGAGUAAAAGCAAACGAAGGCUGUUGUGUUGAAAGAAGAUGGCACUUGCAAUUUGAAUUCAAACUGAAAUUCCUCAAUGACAAUUAGUGUUUAAUAAUCCAUGAAUGUGGGCUGUCAUUGUAAGAAUGUGCUCUCCACUGCUAUUCAGCAUGAAAAUGUUAAUUCAAUACUUUUUGCACUCAGUUGGAAGUGCAGAAACUUUUAAAGCAGCUCAUCUAAAAACACAGUUACUUAGGAAUUUUAUUCUAUGUGGAAAUAAUGGGUUGGGGUGGGGUGAAAAGAGAACAGAUUUGUGGAGCAUUUUGUGCUGGGGCAGAUUGAUAGUUGUGACUGAGCAUUUGGGGUAUGUUUACUGAAGCGUCGCUAUGUGGUUUACAGAAGGAUUUGCUUCAAGAGAAUCCUCGUUUGUUUCUACCUCGUAUUCAGGGUGUCACCUAAGUCAUGCUGGAUGAUGUAACACUGCUUGUUCUCUCUAUGGUUGAUUUUUGUCCUCUCCAAGAACCUUUACACUUCUAUGCAAUUUUUAUGUAUUUGGAUUGAAACACUGUAAUGGUACCACAAUUUCUAUUUAUGUUGGUCUCUCUACUUCGAACAUAAAGAUUGUUGUGGACCAAUAUUUGAACUUUUUUGAUUUUUAUAUUUAACAUUGAUUUGUAGUUUGGACUGGUGCCACUUGAAUAUUCAAAUGAUUUGUCUUAGGAAGAAUAUUUGACAUUCAUUGCAUUUGUUUCAGCAAUAAAGAAUUUAAAGUGUCUUCUGA
Chiloscyllium plagiosum (whitespotted bambooshark) is the source of this 5611-nucleotide messenger RNA. RefSeq names its product serine/threonine kinase 35 (gene stk35). Gene Ontology annotation, biological process: negative regulation of G2/MI transition of meiotic cell cycle; protein phosphorylation. Gene Ontology annotation, cellular component: nucleus; cytoplasm. Gene Ontology annotation, molecular function: ATP binding; protein kinase activity. The record is from RefSeq and is a predicted model, not a curated record. Lineage: Eukaryota; Metazoa; Chordata; Chondrichthyes; Orectolobiformes; Hemiscylliidae.